This is a messenger RNA of Naegleria fowleri, 2910 nucleotides long. RefSeq lists its product as uncharacterized. NCBI's taxonomy places the organism in Eukaryota, Heterolobosea, Eutetramitea, Acrasida, Naegleriidae. Gene Ontology annotation, molecular function: protein binding. The transcript has a single exon. The record is from RefSeq and is a predicted model, not a curated record. The coding region runs from base 1 to 2910 and encodes 969 amino acids.
AUGGCCAACUCGACCGAUGGUGAUCGUCCUGUCGGUGCACACCAUGAACAAACAAACGAAGAGGACGACAAAAACAACGAAACGUUGAAAAACAUAGAUAGUAAAAGUACAUCCAGAACAACAUUGUUACUGGGUGAUGAUCAACCUCAAUAUUCAAUAUCAACAUCAUCUUCCGAUAGCAUCGAAAGUACCAAUAACAACAUCAUUACAGAACAACAAGAGCUUGAACAACCAUCAUCACUCCGUAAUGAUGUAGUCAUAUUGCCUGUUAUUGCGACAUUAAACCCCGCUCAACAUGCUGCUGUCGGAGGAAAGCAACCAACAUUUUCAACGAUGAACAACAACAACAAUACUCAUCACCAGCGAUCCAUACACUCAACAACUUCAUCAUCCUCUUCAAAUCAUCUCGCUUUGGAUGCUGAAUGUGAUGGAACAUCAAGUAUUAGUGGUUACUCGAUGGCUGCAGGAACAAACAACAACCGAGCUGAGGAAGAUAUAAUUUCUGCGACCAGUGAUGAAACAAUUCCGAAUGGAACACUACUGAUAGAUGAUAUUGUUUUUUCAUCCAUGCAGACAACAACUCCCUCUUCUGUUGUUAAUAAUAACAAUGACCUCCUACUAGAUAUUCAUACUAAUUCUACACCACCAGCAAACCCCAACAAUGCCUCUUUGCAAGUUGAUCAGUCUUAUCAUUCUUUAUCUGGAUGCUCUUCUCCCAACACAACAACCAUACCUGAAAUUAAACCACCACCAACCUUACCAUCGAUCAAAGUCACUCACGACGACAAUAGGGAGUACAAAACUCCAAAUACGACAAAUAUAUCACCAGAGAAUGACUCCAAAAAAUCGAGAAUAGUGUCACAUCGUCGAGGGAGUAAUACUUCAACAGAAAUUAGCAUAAAAUCGAAUAUAUCAGAAGAAAAAAAUCGUAAAAGGAAGGAAGCCUUGACAGCUGUUCACAGAAAUUCGUACAGCCUGUCUGAGCACAUUAAGGCUCCACGUACUGGAGAAGAACAUAGAAAUCAUAUGAAUCUUUCUCCUAGAUCAAAAGACUACGCACUUGUUAGAUUUACUGAAGAUAAUAUUGACACAAAAGAUGUGAAUUUAUCUGCCAGACUAACUUCACCCAAAAUUUCCGAGUCAGGUGGUAACAACUUUUUAUACUCUUCUCCUGCUUUGAUCAAUUUAGGAACCAAUGUGUUACUCUCUGUAAAGAAUUCAAAUAGUACUGAGAAAUCUGACAGUAAUCUCAAAAACGAUUGCCUCGUCAUGAAGCUUCCUGAUUUGGUUUUACUUCAUAUUUUUACCUUUCUAGGAAUUCAAUAUGUCGAGGACAAUAAUUACAACUUAGUUUGCAAGAGAUGGUACAUGACUCUUUGCAUGGAUUGCCUUUGGAGAGAGCGAUAUUUAACAUUUUUUAACUCAAAACAUAUUCAAAACAACUCCAUGUUGUUGUCAUAUUCUCACGAUUUUGAUUUUCCUCAACGUAACAAAUUCCGUUUCCACUUAAUACGUCUCAGAAAAAAGAAAUACUUUCUGAAGCAACGAAUACUAUUACAGAAUAGACAUGAAAAUUCGAGAAAAUAUCUUUUAUUUAAUUCACUUGUGCUCAAUCCACUAGUGGCCAUAGUUUGCUUUAUGAUUUCUACAAUUACAUUUGGAUUGCAAGAAGAUGGAGUUAUUGCCAAAAACGAUAAGAACACCCUAUUAUUCGUUUUCUUACCAUUUUUCGCUUCUUUUUUAUUCUCAAUUGUUGGAAAUAUUUCAUUGGGUUUGCGAGAGACCAUAUUCUGCAAACAUGGAUUUUAUGAUGCUUCACACUUUAUUCAUUUUGUUGCAAUUGUUUUAGGGCAGUACACAUUCUAUUUUUGCGCCUUUCUAUUCGGUCUCAAAUGGUUUUGGUUCAAGACUUCUCUUUGGACAUCAUUUUCAAUACCUUGUCUAUGUGUUUAUACAUUAUUUGUUGGCUUUUGCUUUGCAUAUAUUUUGCAUAAAUAUGUGCGAAGGAGGUUACAAUUUGCAGAUAUGUUAAAAGAACGACCUAGUUUGAAAGUGAAUACACCAGAUUAUUUCUAUUUUGCUUACAAGAUCCGUGCGCAUAAGAGAAGAGAGUUCUAUUCAAAAGCAAAAUAUAUUUCGCAGCCAUAUGACGAAGACUUUAUUGAAUUUUCAGAAGAUGAGGCAUCUAAUGGUACUGAAACUGAAGAAGAUGAUGACGGUGACUAUGAAGAUACCUUUGACGAUUCCACUGCUUUCGAUGAUGAAACAGAGUCAGCAUCCAAAUGUACAAGAACUGACGAAAUGGUCUCAACACCAAAAGCCAGAGAAAGAAAAAAGGAAGCGCCUAAAAUUACAGUGUUUCAAGAAUUUGAAAAUCAAGCUCAUAAGCAACACAUUACAGACAUUUCUACACUUACCAUUCUGACAUUUAUUUUCGUCAUAUUAGUGAUGAUUGGAGUACAAAUGCUUCUCAUACCCUUAAAAAUAGAUGGCAUCAUUUCAGAGCCUUGGAGAACUGUAUUCACACCAUGUUGGCUGAUCAUGUUCAUUUUGAUUUGUGGAUUACCUGCAUGGAUUACCUGGGAAAUUGCAACAAAAACCAAUCUGGAUAAGAAAACCAUUAGUGUCUCUGUGGAUGUGAUUAGUGACGAAUCUGGUAAAAAAUCAAAGAUGAAGUAUGAGCCAGAUCAACAGCAACAUUAUGCCUUCUUUACCUUUGGAGCAUGUCCACUGUGUAUCACCAUUCCAUUAUUGAUAUCCUUAAUUGUUUUGGUUUCUACUUUGGAUGGAGCUAACAUUCCCUUUGUUGUAUCUGCUUCACUCUUUGCAUUUUGGGAGUUUGUUUUUGGUGGCCUCUAUUUAAUGAUCGUGACUCCCUAUACUCUUGCUAGAAACGUUUGGGAUGUGUAA